Lactuca saligna is the source of this 4161-nucleotide messenger RNA. NCBI's taxonomy places the organism in Eukaryota, Viridiplantae, Streptophyta, Magnoliopsida, Asterales, Asteraceae. The record is from the annotation of a GenBank genome assembly.
AUUUAAUUCAAGCAGCCAUACUUGGUUUCACAAUUCGUCACUGUCAGUCAACUAUGUAGGGCUCUGUAAAUCCAUAAAUUUGAGUAGCUACAAAAGCAUGGUCCCAAUGCAACUAGGAAACGUUAUUUUAGAUGGUGAUGUACGUAGGCAACUUUACACGGCAAAAGCUCUAUGGUGCGGAAGUAGGUAAUUCUAAUCCAAAUCGAUCUCUAUUGUCUCAAGAUUGAUAAUGACACUCGAUCAAAGGUCGUCGACAAUGUCAAUUUACUGUUAUUGCUUUUCAAACUCUCUCCCCUUUUGCAAAAUUCUUAAAGGGUUUUUCCUGUUCAUUUGACCAGGUGUAUGAAAACGGGUGCUUUGGGACGCCCCAUACAUGUUCGAUGAAAUGCGCAACAGAAAUCUUGUUGUGAAAGUCGGUCAAGUGGACAGUAACAGGAGUAGAAACAUGAAUGCUUUAUGUACCCCACCAUACUUUGUCAUUUACGAGCUUCCAAAAACGGUCAACAAUUGGUUCAUUUCAAUAAUUGUUCACAUCGGUAAACAUCUACCAACUACGACGAAUCCAUCCACAUCCGAAUCCCGAAUCAUUUGCUUGCACAUCGAUUAAACAAAGCAACAAACCAUGCUUCGAAGUCAAAGAUUGUGGGUGGAAUUCUGUUCCUAACGAGCUAUGUUUUAGUUUGCCAUAUCGUCGUCUCCAAUCUGAGUUGUUCAAAACACAACUACUUCUCCAUCAACAUUAAAACAUCAAUGUCAAGCAUCAUCGAGCGAUUUCUCUUAUGUUUCGUGAUUUUCUACCUUCGCAAGUCUUACGCAGUCGACACCAUGACUGUAGCUGAAUCUCUCACAGACGGAGAUACAUUAACUUCAGGUGAAGGAAUCUUCAAAAUGGGAUUUUUCAGUCCAGGUAAUUCUACAAAUCGGUAUGUAGGCAUAUGGUAUACAAACGCUUCUGUUCUCACAGUCGUUUGGGUUGCAAACAGACAAUUUCCCCUCACUAGAAAUUCAGGUGUCCUUCAACUCGUUCGUAAUCAUAAUCUCAUAAUCCUAGACAGCAUUCAAUCGAAUAACACAAUAUGGCUGUCUUCUUCUUCUUCUUCUUCUUCUUCACGUAUAUCGAAAAAACCUGCAUUGAAUCCAGUUUUACAGCUAUUAGACUCAGGAAAUCUCGUUAUAAGAGACGAAAACGACAACAAUCCUGAAAAUUUCCAUUGGCAAAGCUUCGAUCAUCCUGUCGACACUCUUCUACCUGGCAUGAAGCUCGGAAGAAACUUCAAGACAGGUUUAGAGACAUAUCUAUCAUCAUGGAAAACAUCAGAUGAUCCAUCACCAGGUGAUUAUACAUACCGAUUUGAUCACACAGGGUACCCACAAUUAAUCAUGAGAAAGAAAUCGGUUAUCUCUUUUAGAUUAGGCUCAUGGAAUGGUCUAGGGUUUAGUGGAAUCCCAAUUUCAAAACCUGCAAUUAACGCAAGCUACAAAAUCGACUUAAUUGUGAAUGAGAAUGAAGUUUCCUAUACUUAUAAUAUCGUUAACAAAUCAUCGACAUUCUCAAAGCUUUCAAUCACACCUAGUGGAAUCGCACAACGGAUAUCAUUUGUGAAACAAACAAAAAGUUGGAGAGUUCUUUUUACUGCUCCUGCUGAUCAUUGUGAUGAGUAUUCAAGAUGUGGUGCUUAUAGUACUUGUAGUCUUUUAUGUCAGUGUUUGGACAAAUUUACCCCUAGAAACCAAAAGGAAUGGGAGGUGAACGAUGGGUCUAGUGGGUGUGUAAGGGUAAAAGAUUUGGAAUGUAAAAGUGAUGGGUUUAGAAAAUAUUCUGGGCUUAAAUUGCCAGAUACACGGUUUUCUUGGUUUGAUAAGAACAUGAAUUUGGAAGAAUGUGAAAUGAAAUGUUUAAAAAAUUGUUCAUGUAUGGCGUAUGCGAGAUUAAAUAUAUUGGAAGGAAGUGGGUGUUUGAUUUGGUUUGGUGAUUUAGUUGACAUGAAAGAUUUAUCUGUUAAUGUUCAAGAUAUAUAUGUGAGGAUGGCUUCUUCUGAUUCGGAUCAUACAGUUUUGAAAUCAUCUGAUGAUAAGAAGAAAAAAGUGAUGAUUAAAGUUUUAUUGCCGUUAGUUUUUGGGACUUUAAUUAUGGUAAUGAGCUUGAUGGUGUGUUAUUUGAGGAAGAAAAAGAGAGCACAUAUGAAUAUGGAAGGGAGAUUGAGAAACAUAAAUGAGACGCGAAAUGAAGAUAUGGAGUUACAAUUGUUUGCUUUACAAAGCGUAAUAAAAGCUACAAAAAACUUCUCGUUGAGUUGUAAGCUUGGAGAAGGUGGAUUUGGUCCCGUUUACAAGGGGAUCUUAGAUGAGGGGCAAGAAGUGGCUGUGAAGCGACUCUCGAAAACAUCAACACAAGGUUUAGAAGAAUUCAAGAACGAAGUUAUUUGUAUAGCAAAACUCCAACAUAGAAAUCUUGUAAAACUUAUCGGAUAUUGCAUGGAAGAUGAUGAAAUGAUGUUGAUAUAUGAAUACAUGCCCAACAAUAGUCUAGACUCGAUUAUAUUUGAUGAAAAACGAAGGAAAUUACUAGACUGGCCUACACGUUACCACAUUAUUAACGGGAUUGCUCGUGGACUUCUUUACCUUCAUCAAGAUUCAAGAUUGAGGAUUAUUCAUAGAGAUUUAAAAGCUAGUAAUGUCCUGUUGGAUUCUGAUAUGAACCCUAAAAUAUCGGAUUUUGGAUUGGCGAGAAGAUUUGGUGGAAAUGAGAUGGGAUCUAAUACAAGAAUGGUGGUGGGAACAUAUGGUUAUAUGUCUCCCGAGUAUGCUGUUCAUGGGCUUUUCUCGGUGAAAUCAGAUGUUUUUAGUUUUGGAGUUUUACUAUUGGAAAUCGUGAGUGGCAAGAAAAACAGAGGCUUCUUUCAACAGGACCACAGUGAUAAUCUUCUUGGACAUGCAUGGAGGCUGUAUAAAGAAGAUCGAUCCAUGGAACUAAUCGAUGAAGCAUUACUCGAAUCAUUCUCUGUUUCAGAAGCGAUGAGGUCAAUUCAGGUAGGUCUGCUAUGCGUCCAACACUCUCCCGGCGACCGGCCAAAUAUGUCAUCGGUGGUUGUAAUGUUGGCCGGAGAAGGUUCGUUGCCGGAACCUAAACAACCUGGUUUUUUCACCGAAGACAAUAUUCUUCAAGCUCAAUGUUCAGCUACACAGUUUUCGGUAAACGAAGUCACCAUUACACUUUUAGAUGGUCGAUAGUAUGAAUAAUCGUAUCAUAUUUUGUUAACAAUUUGUAAUAGAUGAUUCUAGAAUUUCGAUUAUGGAAGAAUUAUUGAUUUUGUACAUUUAUCAAGGAAAAGAUGAUGAUAGUAAAUUACAUUUGAUCGAAUUCAUGUUCAAGAGCUUCUUCUAACAAAAAUUGGGACUGCUCCAUCAAAUCAGGGCUUAAUCUGAACAUCAGAACACAAAAUUCCAUCUGAUUGAGCGCUCCAUCUCCAUCAAAAUCGCCUUCCUUCAACAUACUCCGCAGAUCAUCAUCGCUCAUAUCUUCAAGACCUAAAAGCGAAGAGUUGUUCUUCAGACUGUCGAAGGUGAUGACACCCUUAUCGGCGUCCAUCAAUAACUGAAAUCCGUUGCAUAACUCUCCGAUCAGACCUUCGCCGCCUAACUUAUCCGCCAUUAAAGGUAAGAAAUCCUGAAACUCCGAUUGAUUCUUUGACGCCAUUGAUGAUAUUAUUGAAGAAGAUCGAGAAGGGGUUUUGGAUGCGUGAUAGUGUGUUGAAUACUUGAAUGUGUGGUUGUGGAUUAUAUAUAUAAUAGCCAUUGGAGGACAACUGGAAUACAGCUAUGGUAGCUGCCGGCUUUAUUACCUCCCGGGUACGGCGAAGGUGUGUAUGUGUCAGUAUGUGUGAGUCGAGUAGGGGAUUGAAAAGUUGUCGUUUUGCUUCAGAAGGUCAUGGGAUGCUUCGUGCUAGGGACAACUUCCAAUUUAAUAGGACAAAUUAUAUCGACAUAAAAAGUACAUUAUAUUAGUUUUUAAUUUUUAAUUUUAUAUUUAUAAAGCAUAUCUACAACUUGUUGGAGAGAAGGAUUGCUUGUUUUUAAGUGUUGAUGAGAUAACUAGAUUCAUAUCCUCAAAUCGGUUGUAGAAUUUGAUUCUAAUAUGAUCUCUUUAAUUAUUGUUUUGUG